Molecule: messenger RNA, 2109 nt
Organism: Salvia hispanica
Lineage: Eukaryota; Viridiplantae; Streptophyta; Magnoliopsida; Lamiales; Lamiaceae
Product: transcription termination factor MTEF18, mitochondrial-like
Biological process (GO): regulation of DNA-templated transcription
Molecular function (GO): double-stranded DNA binding
Source: RefSeq, a predicted model, not a curated record
GAUGUUACUAUUUGUCAAAUUUCGCCCAGAGUAGAAAUGCAAAUAACUUCGAUUUCAGGAAACCGUUUGCCUGUAAGUAGCUGAAGUUUGUUUUUUACACCUACUAAUUUAAGCAAAAGUUAUGAUUUCGCAUGUUUCUUGUUCUAGAUUCUUGCCUUAGAGAAGCGAAUUUAUCUCCCUAGGAUUUGUUUCUGUUUGGUUACAAAAUAACCCAUGUUGCUUCGAAAAGUAAGAAUAUCUGCGAGCUUGAAAAUGAUUACUGGUCUCAACAAUCUCGUAUUGUCCCCUGUUAGUGAUAAAAAUCAUAUCUUUUUGCAAAGCCCUCAAGUUCAAACAGCUUCAAGAAUUCAAUUUUUGCACAGUUCAAAGCCAAUUUCAAACAAUUCGAAUCAAUUUGUGCCUAAAUCCGUAGCUCAGUCAUCUAUUGCCCUAUCCACAGAUGGGAUUCGGCGGCCUGUGAAAGCUGAUGCACAGGCUGCAUUGUUUGACUACCUGCAUACCACUAGGGGAUUGAGUUUUCUUGAUUCUGAGCAUAUCAGCAAGAAUUCGCCUCGAUUUCUCGAGGGCCUCUUGGCCAAGGUUGAUUCUGAGAAGGAUGUUUUGAGGGCAUUGACUAAGUUCUUUAGGUACCAUCCCAUUAAUGAGUUUGAGCCCUUUUUCGAGAGUAUGGGCCUGAGCGAGAGAGAGUAUGCGCCUUUUCUUCCCCAAGAGUUGAUAUUUCUUAGUGAUGAUGAGCUCUUGCUUGAUAACUACCACACCCUUAGUAGUUAUGGUUUGCCUAGAUGUGAGAUAGGUAGGUUGUUUAAGGAAGUAAAUGAGAUAUUUAGAUACGAAUAUGGUGUGUUGAAUAUGAAAUUAAGGGCUUACGAGCAGUUGGGAUUGAGAAGGUCGAAUGUGAUAAAGCUUGUGAGUUGUAGUCCUCAGCUUUUGGCUGGUGAAGUUGAUAAUGCUUUUGUAAGAGUUCUUGGGAGAAUGAAGGAAUUGGGGUUCGAUAGUAAUUGGAUUGUAGGGCAUUUGUCUAGCAAAAACACAUAUAAUUGGAAUAGGAUGCUAGAAACGCUGUGUUUCCUUCAAGAGCUAGGCUUUAGUGAUGUGCAGAUGGAGGCAUUGUUUAGGGAAGAUGCUGCAUUAUUGUUUGCGGGAUGUGGGAAACAAGUCGAUAUAGUAGUUGCCUUGUUGGUCAAAUUGGGCCUUAAGGUGGAGGAGGUUCUUGACUUAGUGGUAAAAAACCCGCAGAUUCUUUCACCCAAGUGUGCCAAGAACUUCUCAAAAGCACUGGCUAUUCUCUUGGAGAUAGGAACGAAACCAGAAAUCACCGUGCAGAUUCUGUUGAGCCAUAUGGAGGUGUUGGCUUCACACUCUCUAAAAGGUCUAAAGACCGUGUUGAAGGAUUUCAACAGUGAUAAGCAUAGCUUAUGCGAGGCUCUAGAGAAGAAUCCAUCCACAUUCUUCAACUUGGCUUUCAAAACAAAAAAAAGUGGUGCUGAGUUUGUAGCUGCAAGGAGUCCAAACAACAUUGUGGAGAAAACGGAUUUCUUGCUGAGACUCGGCUAUGUUGAGAACUCAGAGGAGAUGGUUAAAGCUCUGAAACAGUUCCGGGGCAGAGGGGAUCAGCUGCAGGAGAGGUUCGACUGCCUUGUGGGGGCUGGUCUGGAUUUCAACACGGUGUCAGGCAUGGUGAAGCAGGCGCCAACGGUUCUGAAUCAGACGAGGGACAUUCUUGAGAAAAAGAUGGAUUGCUUGAAGAACUAUUUGGGGUAUCCAGUGGAAUCAAUUGCUGGCUUUCCAUCAUAUUUGUGCUAUGAUAUGAAGAGGAUUAGUCUGAGAUUUUCUAUGUAUGCUUGGCUUAGGGAGAAAGGCUAUGUGAAGCCUAUGUUGUCAGUGAGCACACUUCUUGCUUGCUCUGACGCCCGAUUCAUAAAAUAUUAUGUGAAUAUACAUCCUAAUGGUCCAGAAAUGUGGGAGAAUUUGAAGAGAUCAUUGGCCUCUGAUUGAGAUCAUUUUUGUUACCUAACCAUUCUUGUUUGUUGUACUGCUCUAAACUUCCUUAUUGUUUCUUGAGGAAAAAUGGCCAAUGAAUAAAUGGCGAAUGUCAAUUUAUGUCGGAAA